AUGAGCGUCGUGUUUGGGGGCAGUGAGGCCUCCCCGGCCCAUAUGAAAUUGGGUGAGGUCUCUGAUGAGGCUUUGGAUCUUUUUACCGUUCCACCUACCAACAUCACUUACACUGGAUACUGUAUCGUGGAAAUCAAUCCGACCAGUAAAAGUAUUACCCCUAUAGAAUUUAUGAUACCAGGCAGUCGCGAAUAUAUCGAUUUUAGUACAAGUUAUUUUCGUAUGGAUUUGACUCUCAAAAAAGCUGAUGGAACAAAUCUGGCAAGUGCAGAUGCACCAUGGUUGGCUCCCAAUGCAUUUCACACUAUCAUCUAGCAACCUUCCAUCUACGUGAAUGGAACUUUGACGACAGAACAAACGGACACGUAUCCUUACAAAGCUCAUCUGGAAACCAUCCUUUAUUACGGAACCGAAGUUGAGGAAACGUUUCUCAAACUGCAGGAGUAUUAUUCAGCGCUAGAUUAUCCAGCUAUAACUUUGAUGGCCAAUGAAUUGGACAGGGCAACACCACAUGCUGACUACGAAGCAUUAAUACCAGAACGAAAAGAAGCAGUGAACGGGGCUCUGGAUAUGAAAGAACGAACCACAGGGGGAAAAACCAUUCAAUUAUUUGGUAUGCCUCAUGUGGAUUUGUUCAAUUCAGGUAGAAUGCUUAUACCAGGAGUCGAUCUGAAAAUGAGGUUUACCCUCAAUGAUCCCAAAUUCUUCAUGAAUGGACUGACUUCAGUGACUACAAAUGUCGGGCUUCAACAGGGAGAUUUGAAAAUGAAAUUCUUUGCAUGUAUAGUCAAAGUAAGGUCAGACAUGUACAAUCACUGGAAAAAAAUCUAG
This is a messenger RNA of Pocillopora meandrina, 831 nucleotides long. NCBI's taxonomy places the organism in Eukaryota, Metazoa, Cnidaria, Anthozoa, Scleractinia, Pocilloporidae. The record is from the annotation of a GenBank genome assembly.